AUGAUCAACCAGAGUAUCCCAGAAGGCUUUAUUUUGCUUGGUUCCUCUGAAUGGCCCCAACUGGAAAUGGUUCUUUUCUGGACUGUGAUCCUCUUAUACAUCAUGAUCAUCCUCUCCAACUCAACUAUCAUCCUGCUUUCCUCUCUGGACCCUUGGCUCUACAAUCCCAUGUAUUUCUUUCUUAGCAACCUUUCAUUCUUGGAUCUCUGUUUUGCCACAAAUGCUGUACCCCAGAUGUUGUUGAACUUGUGGAGGUCAGACAAAAGCAUCACCUACACAGGUUGUGUCAUCCAGCUCAGUGUGAUACUCUGUCUUGGUGCCACUCAAGGAGUCAUGUUAGUGGUGAUGGCUCUGGACCGCUACGUGGCUAUCUGCCAGCCUCUGCGCUACACCAUCAUCAUGCACCCUCCACUCUGUUGGAAGCUGGUGCUCAUGUGCUACUUGUGUGGACUGAUGGAAUCUGCUACUCAAACUCCCAUCACCUUCCAACUGCCCUUCUGCACUCACCACCAGCUGGAUGACUUUCUCUGUCAGGUCCCUGCCCUCAUACGCCUGUCCUGUGGAGACACAUCUAUAACUGAGAGGCAGAUGACCAUUUCUGCUGUCCUCUUCACCAUCCUGCCGGUGGGACUGAUCCUGACUUCUUAUGGCUACAUAGCCCAAGCUUUAAGGAAAAUGCAGUCUAGCACAGGAAAGCAGAAGGCCAUUGCCACCUGCUCCUCCCACCUCAUUGUUGUCUUCAUAUUAUUUGGGACAGUGGCCAUGGUUUACACAGACCCUAAGAACCAAUUUGCUUCAAAACAUGGCAAAUUUUUAACUUUCUUCUUUACUGUAGUCACACCAUUUUUAAACCCUCUCAUUUAUACCCUGCGCAACAAAGAAGUAAAGGAUGCCCUGAAAAGACUGUUGAGAAAAGGGAUGAGCACAAGAAACAAGAAGAAUUUGAUAUUCUGA
Erinaceus europaeus (western European hedgehog) is the source of this 954-nucleotide messenger RNA. RefSeq names its product olfactory receptor 2H1-like. Gene Ontology annotation, biological process: G protein-coupled receptor signaling pathway. The record is from RefSeq and is a predicted model, not a curated record. Gene Ontology annotation, molecular function: olfactory receptor activity; G protein-coupled receptor activity. The transcript has a single exon. Lineage: Eukaryota; Metazoa; Chordata; Mammalia; Eulipotyphla; Erinaceidae. The coding region runs from base 1 to 954 and encodes 317 amino acids. Gene Ontology annotation, cellular component: membrane.